Cryptomeria japonica (Japanese cedar) is the source of this 2436-nucleotide messenger RNA. RefSeq names its product disease resistance protein RUN1-like. The record is from RefSeq and is a predicted model, not a curated record. Gene Ontology annotation, biological process: defense response. The transcript has 7 exons. Gene Ontology annotation, molecular function: ADP binding. The coding region runs from base 1 to 2436 and encodes 811 amino acids. Lineage: Eukaryota; Viridiplantae; Streptophyta; Pinopsida; Cupressales; Cupressaceae.
AUGGACAAGUUUUGUUUUCCUUCAUCGCGCUUCUCCUGCACUUGCUUCUUAUCCUCUUCAACUUCUCAGGAAGAAGCCAUUGCUGGUCUGGAGAGUUUUCUAGAGAAAAUGAAAGAUAUAGACGAGCUUCACGAUCUGAUUCGUUUUAUCGAAGAGUUAGUGAUGACAACAUCGGGAGAGAAGAAUGAAGAAGGAUUUAGUUCAGCCCUAAGUUCUUAUACUCAGGAUGGCCAACUGUUCCUCGAGUUUGUGGAUAAACACAUUGGCAAACUUCCUCAGAAGAAAAAUUUCAUAGAUGGCUUGAGUGCAGAGACAGGGAAAAUUCUCAUUAAUAUGCUGAAAGGCGCUGGGAAAAUUCAUUGGGUUGGGGCAGCACUUUCUGUAGUGGGAUUUGUAUUGGCGAGAUAUGGUGAGAUGUCUAACAACCAAAGAGAGUGUCUUGAAAUUUUGAAAGCUAUGGUUAAUCUUGGGAAGCAAAUUGUAGAGUUGAAUGAGCAAAUGUCAGAGCAGAAGCAGAAAUUAAACGAGGCAGUGGAGUGUAUCGUUGUGGGAUGCAUUAUCUGCACCUCCCAACUUACAACUACCAAAUUUUUCAGGUUCCUUACUGCGUCAGUCAAUGCUAAUACUUUAAAGGAUUUUCAACUCAAAAUAGAGCGCUUGUACAACGAUCUCCAAUUAUGGGGUAUAAUUGACAUACAGACAAGACUGCCAAAGAUUGCUCCGCAGUCACAGGAGCUCUAUGCAAACCAAGGGGCAGUUGGAAUCGAAAGCGCACGAGAUGAAGUAAUCAGACUCUUAGAUUCGACUGAAAAACAUGCAUCAGCACGUGUUGUGGUUGUCCAUGGUUUCGGAGGGAUUGGAAAAACAACUCUAGCCGAUGCUGUUUAUGCACAUAUUGACCUCCGAAGUUAUAAGCAUUGUCGAAUUCAUAUGGAUCAAAACUGUACCAAGAAGGAUCUCAAAGUCCUCCAAGAACAGAUUUUGAAUGAAUUGUUCCACAAGAAUGUGAAAUUGUAUAACUGUGACCAAGGUCGGGGAAUGAUUCGGUCACUUUCCAUACAUAAUUCAAAUCAGCCAUUAUUUCUGUACAUCGACAAUGGUCUUAAAAGUACAGAUCUGGAAAAACUUCUACCUGCAGAUUUGGGGGGUUGGCUUCCAGUGAAGAGUAGAAUACUUGUCACUACUCGAAAUCUUCACGAGACUAACACAUUUGUCAGCAAGAAUAUUGAACGGCAACAAUAUGCUGUCAGUCCUCUUCCAGAGAGAGAAGGCAGAGAAAUUCUGUUGAAGAAAGUCUCAGACUACAAUGAUGAGAAGAAUAUACAUGACCUCCUCAGGCUGUGUGGUGGGGUUCCGCUUCUGCUAGAAUUAGCUGGUUCGCAACUGGCUAUAAAUAGUACAAGUAGAAAUAAUAUAGUAUUAGAUAUGCUUAGGCAAGGAGAGAAGGUGGAAGAGAAAGAUAUUAGUGACCGUAUGGUCGCUUUUGUAUACCAUAGAUUACCACCACCUGUUCAAGAGGCUUUUCUAGACAUCACAUCCUUCUUUUCAAGAGGAGAAUAUAUUAUUAAAUAUGUGGUACACAGUAUUGGAGAAGUGGAAUUCAGAGCUCUAGAAGAGGCAUCAUUCGUCAAGAUAUCUGGUAGUAGUGUGGUUGUUCAUGACAUAGUUCGAGCAAGAGGGAAAAAGAUGUCAGAGGGAAACAGAAUCACAGACCCUGAGGCAUUAUCAGAAUGUUUGAAAGAAGAGAAUCUCAAAAAUUUAAAAGGUAUCUAUUUUAAGGAACCAUUUGAGCAGCCUCCAAUAGAAAUUAAUGAAAAUCAUUUGAAGUGUAUGAGUAUUUCAUUAAGAGUGCUACAUUAUGCGGAAGCGUCGCAAAUAACAUUUAAGGGGAAAUGUGAUAAACCAUUUAAACAGCUCAGAUGUCUCUCUCUUCCGCGUGACAUUUCCGAUUUACCAAUGGAGUUUGAGAAACUGGAGCAUCUUCUCUCCUAUGAUGGCCCAUUGACUCAAGAAAUGAGUUUGUACAAGCUUCCUCCAAGUCUACGUUGGAUGAGCAUUACAAAUAUAAUUUCCUCCGAAAAUAGAGUUGCAUAUUCUAACAUUCUUCCCGGGGUUGCUCAAGGUUCUUCGCUUGUAAGCUUGAGCUUUUGGCCUAAUCCAACUAUGGAAAGAUUACCAGAUGGAAUCGAAAAUCUAACAAAGUUGGAGGAAUUAGAUGUACGCUGUUGCUCUAAGUUGAAAAAACUUCCUUCUAAAAUUGGGGAACUCAGCAAUUUGGAAAUAUUAAAUUUGAGUGGCUGUUCUGGCUUGGAAGAAUGGCCAUCAAGUUUAGGAGCUCUCCCAAAAUUGAAAACAUUAGAUUUGAGAAGCUGUUCUUCAAAAUUAAAAGAAUCGUUGUCACACAAUAUUAAAGAUAAUUGUAAUUUUAUUGAAUAA